AUCUGUCAUGUUUCGUGGGGUUUGAGAAUAACAAGAAUAAGAACAGUUCAAAUAGAUUCGUGCAGUUAGGUUUGAUGUUGAGUAGAGGAAAUAAACUAGCUCUCUUGGAUUGCUACCGUGAACCUGUAAAGAAGUGGUUUUAUUAAAUAUUGGAGAAUAUAAUAGUGGACGACGAGGUGAAAAGUAGUUCGCGUGUGAAGUUGGAAAGUGUUGCAAUUUUUGGCCGAAGUUGGCAAAUCUAGUCCGGACGGCAGCGGAGAAUCUGGAGAGUUCCGUUUUGCGUCGGAUUGAAGCCGGUCGAAAGCGACGCUAUACUCGGUUGGUUGAAAGCGCUGGUGUUGAGGUGACAUUGCCAUCCUCCCAGGUCGAUCCGCUCCCUGGUUGAGUGCCAACGCUGAGGUUCCAGAAGAUUUAGUGAAGUGUUUAUCCUGCAAGCGUCCCAGGUUGAUCCGCUCCCUGGUUGAGUGCUGACGCUGAUAUUACAGAAGAUUCGAAGCAGUGAUUACCCAGCUUGCUUCCCAGGUCGAUCCGCUCCCUGGUUGAAUUCCGUUCGAGAUCAUCCUGCAGUUCAUCUGGUUGGACUGGUCUUUGGCUGAGAUCGAUUGGACCACUAAUUGGCAGGCGUUAUCUGCAGCGUCGACUGGUAUACAUCCUUUGGUGUUCCGGAAUCCCAGGAAUUGAGCGAAGACGCCAUGGGACUAAUUGGUUCAAUUGAUCCAUAUGUCCAAGGCACUUCUUUUUCGCAUUAUGUGGAACAAAUGGAAUUCAUUUUUUCGAGUAACGAUAUAGUAGAGGGCAAGAAAAAGGAUAUAUUUUUGAGUUUGUGUGGUGUAACGGUCUUUCAGGAACUAAAACGACUUUAUCCUGCAACGGAUUUAAAAACGGUUUCUUACGCGGAUAUAAUUAAAAAAUUGAAAGAGCGAUAUGACAAAGUGGAAUCGGAUAUAGUGAUGCGGUAUAAAUUCAGGUGUAGGGUUCAAGGACCAAAUGAGACGAAUGAAAACUUUUUGUUAGAUGUUAAAUUAUUAGCAGAAACGUGUGAUUUCGGGGAAUUCAGAGAUUCGGCAAUAAGGGACCAAUUAGUGUAUGGAGUUUAUGAUAAAGAUUUGCAGCAGAAACUUUUAGAUGAAGAGAAAUUAACUUUGAAAAUAGCAGAGAGAAUUUUGAAGACUAAAGAAGUUGCGGCAAAAAGCUCACAGGCGAUAAAUAGAAGCAGUGGUGUUCAUUCAGUAUCAGUAAGGCAAAGAUUAGGAUGGAAGGAUUCGACCGAUAAUAGAAGGGUUUAUGGAGGAAGAGAUGGAGAAAGAAAAGGAAGAGAACGGUCCAGAUACGACGAUAGGCGGUCUACAUAUCAUCAUGGGAGUUACAGAUCUAGGUCACGAUCACAGACAAAAGGACGAUACUCAAAUUUUAUUUGUCAUUAUUGCAAUGCAAGAGGUCAUAUUCAGAAAAAUUGUUAUAAAUUUUUAAAUCAACAAAAGCAUGCAGUUCAAUUCGUAGGUGAAACUUCUAGCGUGGAGGAUCCCCAUGAGUAUUUUAAGAGAUUGAGGAAGGAUUACGAUAGCGACGCAGACUCAGAUCGCCAUCGGAGCCCAUCUCCUAACGGCCCACAGGGGGCAGAUAAAGCUCACAAAAACGAAUGAACCAAGGCGAAAUGUUUCGCUUCAUGUUGGAGGAAGGAAGAGAGCACCGAAGAGGAAGUUUGUUCAUUCGGAGGAUGAGGAACCGUUUUGUGGAUUCGACGAGCCUAUUGGACCGCCACCCUCGAGAUCGGAAUUACAUCCGGAAGCACUGCUAGCGUUUUCCGGACGUGCUUCGCCAAGCAUCUCUAAAUCACCUGCCACACUACGACGAUCCAACAGGAAGAAGCAAAAAUCACAGCAUGAUGAAUUCAUAUAUUAUUAAGAGAUAUAUUCUGAAUUACUCAAAGUAUGUAUUUUGAAGUGAAAGUGAUAAUAGCAAAAUAAGAUAAAAGUUACUGAGUUUAGUUGCGCCAACUUUUCGAUUAUUAAAGAUAACAUCUGGAUUAAGCAUGAUGCACAAGAACUAAAAGAGGAAGGUAUUGUUAUAUACUCGUUUCAUGACCCUUUCGAUUUAGAGUGCAACUCUAGAAUGAUUAAUGAUUAUCUGUCAUCUGUCAUGUUUCGUGGGGUUUGAGAAUAACAAGAAUAAGAACAGUUCAAAUAGAUUCGUGCAGUUAGGUUUGAUGUUGAGUAGAGGAAAUAAACUAGCUCUCUUGGAUUGCUACCGUGAACCUGUAAAGAAGUGGUUUUAUUAAAUAUUGGAGAAU
Molecule: messenger RNA, 2290 nt
Organism: Aedes albopictus (Asian tiger mosquito)
Lineage: Eukaryota; Metazoa; Arthropoda; Insecta; Diptera; Culicidae
Exons: 5
Coding region: 693-1643 (316 amino acids)
Molecular function (GO): nucleic acid binding; zinc ion binding
Source: RefSeq, a predicted model, not a curated record